AUGCGAUUAUUUGAUAAUGUAAUUACCAUUCAAGCCCCUACGUUUCCAGAAUCUAUUAGCGAAGGAGAUAUUCGUUGGCUCAAAGAGGUGGGUGAUACUGUUGAAGAGAAUGACACUAUAGGUGAAAUAGAAACUGAUAAGACAACUAUGGCAGUGCUUGCACCUGAAUCUGGAGUAAUCGAGGAAUUCCUUAUUCCGGAUGGUGAAAAAGUAACUCAAAGUCAAAAUAUUGCGAAAUUUAAAGUUGCUGCAGGCAGCGAGUCAGGUUCACAAUCUACGGAAACAAAAGCCCCUUCGCCAUCCCCAGCAACAGCAGAAACGAAGGAAGUGCCACCGAACGCAGAAUCCCCGCCAGCUCAAGCUGCUGAAAUUCCUAGUGCACCACCACCAGUUCCUAACAUUCCUGAAAGUCCAAUAUCUGCGACGCCAAUUCCACCCGUAAGCCAGAAGAGGCCCAUAGCUGCUGCAGUGCCACAGCCUAUAGAGCCAAUGCCGAGCGGUGUGCGAUCAGAGAGACGAGUUAAAAUGUCACGCAUGCGAUUAAGGAUUGCCGAACGCCUGAAGGCGGCACAAAAUACCUGUGCUAUGCUCACAACAUUUAAUGAAGUUGAUAUGAGUAAUGUAAUAGAGAUGAGAAAUGCUUAUAAGGAAAGCUUUCUCAAAAAGCAUGGAGCCAAACUUAGUUUUAUGUCACCAUUCAUUAAGGCGUCCGCGUUUGCUUUACGUGAUCAGCCUGUAAUCAAUGCUGUUAUUGACGGAAAAGAGAUCAUAUAUCGGGACUAUGUUGAUAUUAGUAUUGCCGUAGCCACGCCUAAAGGGUUGGUUGUUCCUGUUCUUAGAAAUGUCGAGACUAUGAACUAUGGUGACAUUGAAAAAAAUGUAGCCACUCUGGCAGAAAAGGCAAGACAUAACAACAUCACUGUUGAAGAUAUGGAAGGGGGAACCUUUACUAUUUCGAAUGGUGGUGUUUUUGGAUCUUUAUUUGGUACACCUAUUAUAAAUCCUCCACAGUCUGCAAUAUUAGGCAUGCAUGGAGUAUUUGAUAGACCAAUUGCAGUUAAAGGAAAGGUUGAAAUACGUCCAAUGAUGUAUAUUGCUUUAACAUACGAUCAUCGACUAGUGGACGGUAGAGAAGCAGUGCUAUUCCUGCGCAAGAUCCAUGUCUCAUUCAUUGUAAGAGAUAGAAGUUCUUUGGGUAAAUUAAAGUUUUCGUGUUGA
Molecule: messenger RNA, 1218 nt
Organism: Trichoplax adhaerens
Lineage: Eukaryota; Metazoa; Placozoa; Uniplacotomia; Trichoplacea; Trichoplacidae
Exons: 12
Coding region: 1-1218 (405 amino acids)
Biological process (GO): tricarboxylic acid cycle
Cellular component (GO): oxoglutarate dehydrogenase complex
Molecular function (GO): dihydrolipoyllysine-residue succinyltransferase activity
Source: RefSeq, a predicted model, not a curated record